GCCGGCUCCUGUCCGGGUGUGUUGCCGCUCUGUUCCUUGGGCUCUGUUCCCGCUCCAUGCGGGCUGUCCCCGCUCCGGGAUGAGCCCCUGGCAGCAGCGCUCUCCCAACGCCAGCGCCGCGGGCGGGCUGGGCCCGCGGGCCAACGCCACGGGCCGGGGCGGCGAGCGCGGCAGCGCCGUGUCCGUGGCCAUCCCGCUGACCAUGAUGCUGACCGGCAUCGUGGGCAAUGCCCUGGCCAUGCUGCUCGUGUCCCGCAGCUACCGCGCCAAGGGCAGCCGUAGGAAGCGCUCGUUCCUGCUGUGCAUCGGCUCGCUGGCGCUCACCGACAUGCUGGGCCAGCUGCUCACCAGCCCCAUCGUCAUCUCCGUGUACCUGUCGGGCCGGCCCUGGCCCGCCAUGGACCCCUCGGGCCGCCUCUGCGACUUCUUCGGCUUCAGCAUGACGGUGUUCGGGCUGUGCCCGCUGCUGAUCGCCAGCGCCAUGGCCGUGGAGCGGGCUCUGGCCAUCCGCGCCCCGCACUGGUACGCCAGCCACAUGAGCCCGCGGGCCACCGAGCGCGGCCUGCUCGCCAUCUGGGCCGCCGGCGUGGCCUUCGCGCUGCUGCCGCUGGCCGGGCUGGGCCGCUACGCGCUGCAGUGGCCCGGCACCUGGUGCUUCAUCAGCACGGCCGGGGGCAGCGCCUUCGCCGCCGCCUUCGCCGCGCUGGGGCUGCUGUCGCUGGUGGUGACCGGCGCCGGUAACCUGGCCACCAUGGAGGCGCUGGUGGCUCGCUGCCGGGCCAAGGCCCGCGCGGCACAGCCCGGCCAGCGCUGGGGCCGCAUCGCCACCGAGACGCUGCUGCAGCUGCUGGGCAUCAUGUGCGUGCUGUCCGCCUGCUGGUCACCGCUGCUGGUCACCAUGCUGAGGUUGGUGGCGCAGCGGGCGGCCGGGCCGUGCCGGGGCGAUGUCCGGCGCUGGGAGUGGCAGCAGCAGUGGCAGCAGCAGUGGCAGCAGCAGUGGCAGCAGGAGUGUGACCUGUCCCUGACUGCUGUUCGCCUGGCCUCCCUCAAUCAGAUCCUGGACCCCUGGGUGUACCUGCUGCUGCGCAGGAUCCUGCUGCGCCGCUUCUGCCAGGCGGCCAGCGCCGUGUCCAAGUGCUCCAGCGCCGAGUGCAGGGACAGGGACAGCGCCAGCGACAGGGCCAUCACCCUGUCCCACCGGACUGCAGCCUGAGGGGCCCCCACGGCGGCCUGAGGGCGCAUUGCCACAGCUGCAGGAGCAUGGGAAGCCUCCUGGGGAUCUGCUCCGUGCUGGCACCUCCUCACCGUGUCCCUGCUGCAGCCACAGGGCCACCGUGUUCCUGCAGGGUGACACAAGUGCUGGGGGACAGCAGGACGGGACACGGCGUGGGCAUCGGUGGCUGAGCUGCACCACGGGCUCAGGACAUUCCUGGGCACUGCAAAACAGGAUCAGGACAUUCCAUGUCACUGCAAACAGGAUCAGGACAUUCCCUGGGCACUGCAGAGUGGGCUCAGAACAUUCCUGGGCACUGCAAAACAGGACCAGGACAUUCCAUGUCACUGCAGAACGGGACCAGGACAUUCCAUGGUCACUGCCACUUGUGCCUGAGCUGCAGAACAGGACCAGGACAUUCCAUGUCACUGCAAACAGGACCAGGACAUUCCAUGUCACUGCAGAGUGGGGUCAGGACAUUCCCUGGGCACUGCAAACAGAACCAGGACAUUCCCUGGUCACUGCAAAACAGGAUCAGGACAUUCCAUGUCACUGCAAACAGGAGCAGGACACUCCAUGGUCAAUGCAAACAGGACCAGGACAUUCCCUGGGCACUGCAGAGUGGGGUCAGGACAUUCCCUGGGCACUGCAAACAGGAUCAGGACAUUCCAUGGUCACUGCAGAACGAGCUCAGGACAUUCCCUGGGCACUGCAAACAGGAUCAGGACAUUCCAUGGUCACUGCAGAACGGGCUCAGGACAUUCCCUGGACACUGCAGAGUGGGGUCAGGACAUUCCCUGGGCACUGCAGAGCAGGGUCAGGACAUUCCAUGUCACUGCAAACAGGACCAGGACAUUCCUGGGCACUGCAGACAGGACCAGACAUUCUCUUGUCACUGCAGAACGGGGUCAGGACAUUCCAUGGUCACUGCCACUUGUGCCUGAGCUGCAGAAUGGGACCAGGACAUUCCCUGGGCACUGCAAACAGGAUCAAGACAUUCCAUGUCACUGCAGAGCAGGAUCAGGACAUUCCCUGGUCACUGCAAACAGGAUCAGGACAUUCCUGGGCACUGCCACCCAUGGCUGAGCUGCACACUGGGAGUUCUCAUGGGCCUAAAGUAGAGCCUGAGGGGGCUUCUCUUGCUUUAAGGUGGAUAAAAUGGUUUUCCUGACAGCCAACAGAUUCUACAGAUGGAAUUACUGAAGGGGCUCACUCCUGAGAAUGUUUCAUACCAACGUUAUCUCCUUCAGAGAGUCCUUCCAGCUUUUUAUCUGGAGGAGCAUGGGGAGAAAGGGAGAAGAAACACAGAAAUAAGGAAAAGAUUAAAUGUGAUUGGAUUUCAGUGUCUGAAAGCUGAGCAGGGGCUGUGGCAGUGGUGGAACAUCCAUCUCCUCCAGGAACUGAAGGCAGCACGAGUGUCCUGGCUCAGAGAUGUGUCCUGAUAAAUCCUGAAGGCAGCUGGGGAGGAUGCAGCUCUGGGGCAAGGCACAAAUCCCUGAUAAAUCCUGAAGGCAGCUGGGGAAGAUGCAGCCCUGGGGCAAGGCACAAAUCCCUGAUUCCUCCCUGGCUCUUUGUGGAAUGGCCAGGCAGGCUGGGAUUGCUGCUUGCACAGCUCCCACACUGCUGGGGGCAGAUGGAGAGGGGACAAACAAGCUGGAAAUGGGACUUUAAAAAAAAAUAAAGGUUCCCCCAGGAGCUGUGUUGUGGGAAGUGCCAGGCUGCCCUGGCUUUGUGAGGAAUGGGCACUCAGGGCCUCCUCCUUCCUCCAGAGCAGCGUCCUGAGUUCAGCUCUUCCUCCAAACACCAACGUGGCAGCUCUGGGAGGUUCUGAACUGCAGCAGGCUGGAAUGGAAGAGUGGGAAUUUGUCAGGUCCUUUCCCAAAGAAACUUCAUGGUUUAGUUACAAACUCACUUCCAAUCCAUUUGUGCCACAUCUGAGGUUUAUUUUUUUAAAAGCUGUGUCUUAAAGCAUUUUCUUCACCCUUUUGGAGCUGACAGCCUCUCGUGUCUCCUGUUUUGUGGGGUGAAAUUAAAUGCAAAUGUAAUAAAAUAAACUGAUAUUCCAUGUGCCAGGUACUGAGGAAUUCAGGGGUCUUACAGACAAAUGAAAUCCUGCAUCUGUGAGGAAUUUCUUGCACAAAACCUUUACUUUUACUCUUUUUACUUUGUUUAUAAAAGUGACUCCUCUGCAAAGAAUCCGUGCCUUCACUUCUGUUCUGCAUUCUGAUUCUUGUCCACAUCAAUCUGAUUUUAUCCAGGUGAUGUCUGGGUCCAGCCUAAAAGCCAAGGUUCAGCUUUAACUGAAGACCCAGCCUAAAUUGUAAUGGAUUAAAUUUUAUUUUUCAUUUUGA
Molecule: messenger RNA, 3564 nt
Organism: Catharus ustulatus (Swainson's thrush)
Lineage: Eukaryota; Metazoa; Chordata; Aves; Passeriformes; Turdidae
Gene: PTGER3
Product: prostaglandin E receptor 3
Exons: 2
Coding region: 80-1213 (377 amino acids)
Biological process (GO): adenylate cyclase-activating G protein-coupled receptor signaling pathway; phospholipase C-activating G protein-coupled receptor signaling pathway; intestine smooth muscle contraction
Cellular component (GO): plasma membrane
Molecular function (GO): prostaglandin E receptor activity
Source: RefSeq, a predicted model, not a curated record